AUGGGCGUGCUGCUGCCUUCGUGCCCGGCGGCGACGGCGAUGGAGAGGGCCGGGGAGAACCGGAGGCCGGUGGUGGGCAAGCCCGUGCCCAGCGUCCGAGAGAUGGGGAAUCGGAGGCCGCUCAAGGAACUCAACAACCUCGCGGGGGCUCACCCGUACCCCCGCGCCAUCGCCAAGAAGCCGAUGCUAGAGAAGAGUGGGAGGGAUGAGAAGAAGCCAGCAUUGGUGAGCCAUCGUCCUAUGACGAGGAAAGUCGCCCUCUUAUUGGAGAACAAAGAACAACUUGUCCAUCCGGCCACCGCAGCUGAUGCGGCAAAACCCGGAGUUGAUCCCCAGGAUGAGCCCAUCCCCGAUGACACUGAUGAAGAGAUCGAGUCGGCCGAGGACGAUACUGACAUGGAUGAGGAAGAACAGGAGGAUAUUGUGGAUGAUGUAUCCCUCAUGGACAUCGACAGCGUCGACUCCGGGAAUCCGCUGGCCGCAACUGAGUACGUCGAAGAGAUUUACAGGUUCUACAGAGAAAAUGAGAAAAUGAGCUGUGUGCGUCCUGAUUACAUGUCCAGUCAAGAAGACAUAAAUGAAAAGAUGAGAGCUAUUCUGAUAGAUUGGCUCAUUGAGGUUCAUUACAAGUUUGAGUUGAUGGAUGAGACACUCUUUCUUACCGUGAACAUAAUAGACAGAUACUUGGAAAAACAAGUGGUGCCAAGGAAGAAGUUGCAGUUAGUUGGAGUGACAGCUAUGCUUCUUGCUUGUAAAUAUGAGGAAGUCUCAGUUCCAGUUGUUGAAGAUUUAGUGCUCAUUUCUGACCGGGCUUACACUAAAGGACAGAUUCUUGAAAUGGAAAAGUCGGUCCUAAACACUCUGGAGUACAACAUGUCUGUACCAACGCCAUAUGUUUUUAUGAGAAGGUUCCUGAAGGCAGCUGAUUCUGACAAGCAGCUGCAGCUAGUUUCUUUCUUCAUGCUUGAGCUCUGCCUGGUUGAAUACCAAAUGCUCAAGUACUGCCCUUCGCUGCUUGCUGCCGCUGCAGUUUACACUGCACAGUGUGCUAUCAAUCGCUGCUGGCAGUGGACAAAGAUCUGCGAGACACAUAGCAGAUACACUAGAGAUCAGCUCAUUGAGUGCUCCAAAAUGAUGGUACAAUUCCACCAGAAGGCAGCAGGGGGCAAGCUUACAGGCGUUCACAGGAAAUACAGUACAUUCAAGUUUGGUUGUGUGACGAAAGUGGAGCCUGCGCACUUCUUGCUGGGGGGAUGA
Molecule: messenger RNA, 1257 nt
Organism: Triticum turgidum subsp. durum (durum wheat)
Lineage: Eukaryota; Viridiplantae; Streptophyta; Magnoliopsida; Poales; Poaceae
Source: the annotation of a GenBank genome assembly